AUCGCGUCACUUUCAGAUCAAUCGCCAUCUUGAUCAAUCGAAACUGAUCGAAGCAGCAGCUAGCUAGCUAGCUCACUGGCCAGCCAAGCUUUUGGUAGACUCACGCAACAGCUAGGUAGCUAGCUAGCACGAAGCAGAGUCAUCACUGAGCAAGCAAGCGUGCUGAGGGAUCGACCGAUCAAUGGCGGCGAGCCUUCGCAUUCUUGCUGGGUUGGCGUUCCUCGCCGUCACGUCGGCCGCGCUGCUGUCGCCGUUCGCCGUGGUUGGCCAGCUGACGACGGACUACUACGCCGGCAUCUGCCCAAACCUGGAGACCAUCGUCCGGAGCUCUGUCAGGCAGUCCAUGGCCGCGUCCCCGAUCGCUGCGCCCGCCACCCUUAGGCUCUUCUUCCACGACUGCGCCGUCAGGGGUUGUGACGCGUCGGUCAUGAUCGUGAACUCGAACGGCGACGACGAGUGGCGGAGCUCCGACAACCAGUCGCUGAAGCCUGAGGGGUUCACGACGGUGCUCAAUGCCAAGGCCGCCGUCGACAGCGACCCGCGGUGCCGCUACAAGGUGUCCUGCGCCGACAUACUGGCGCUCGCCGCAAGAGAAUCCGUCUACCAGAGCGGAGGGCCGUACUACCAGGUGGAGCUGGGCAGACACGACGGCAGGGUGUCAACCAGGGACAACGUCGUGCUGCCGCAUGCCAGCUUCAACCUGCACCAGCUGAACGCUUUCUUCACCGGCCUCGGCCUCUCCCAGACUGACAUGAUCGCUCUCUCAGGGGGGCACACGUUCGGCGCGGCGGACUGCAGGUUCUUCCAGUACAGGGUCGGCGCCGACCCGUCCAUGGACGCGGCGUUCGCGUCGGAGCUGCGCAACACCUGCGGCGCCGGCGCCGGCGCCAACCCGAGCGGCGGCGGCUUCGCCUUCCUCGACGGCGCCACGCCGGCGACGUUCGACAACGCGUACUACCAGAACCUGCAGCGCGGCAGGGGCCUGCUCGGCUCCGACCAGGCGCUGCACGCCGACCAGAGGUCGCGCGGCACCGUCGACUACUACGCGGGGAGCCAGAGCGCGUUCUUCAGCGACUUCGCCGCCGCCAUGACCAGGCUCGGGAGGGUCGGCGUCAAGUCGGCGGCCACCGGCGAGAUACGCCGCGACUGCAGGUUCCCGAAUUGAUCCAAUCAACUAGCUAGACGAUCGAUCGAUCGAUCGACAGCCCGUACUUGUACAUGCAUGCAUUGAAUCACGCUCGAUCGGUUCAUGGACUUGAUGCACUAGCUAGUACUGUAGUUGACGAUGAACACGACGACUGUAUGUAACUGCAAUAAUCUCGAUCAAUUCAUAUGUGAAUUUGACA
Oryza brachyantha (malo sina) is the source of this 1346-nucleotide messenger RNA. RefSeq names its product peroxidase 45-like. The transcript is spliced from 4 exons. The coding region runs from base 182 to 1165 and encodes 327 amino acids. The record is from RefSeq and is a predicted model, not a curated record. Lineage: Eukaryota; Viridiplantae; Streptophyta; Magnoliopsida; Poales; Poaceae. Gene Ontology annotation, molecular function: peroxidase activity; heme binding. Gene Ontology annotation, biological process: response to oxidative stress; hydrogen peroxide catabolic process.